AUCGAAAUGUCUCCAGGCAGAUGUUCAACUCAUCGCCUUGACAUCAUACGACAACAUGAAGCUCCUCCUGUUCACGUUUGUGGUCUGCUUCGCGGCAACUCUAGCAGCGCCAGCCGAUAAGCAAAAGAGGGACAUUCUACCGGGCGAUCCACGCUACGGAACUGAGCACGAUCAUCAUCACGAGCACGAAAAUGAGGUACAAUCUCAGCAAAUCUACGGACCGCCUAGUCACACACCCGGUAAGCCUUUGGGAGCUGACUUCUUCACGACUAGUGAUGCUGACAAAACUCCCUCCAUCCUCGUGCCAUCCACCUCCUAUGGAAUACCCGCUACCACUCAGAUUCUCACCAACUUCUUUGAAUCCGUUGAUGACAAAAACUCUGCCGCUAUAAAAACGACCGUCCAGGAACAUCCGAAAUUCGAUACCGUGCAUGUGCAGAAACAGCCAGCAGUUGUUCACAAGCAUGUGGAAACCGCUCCGCAAACCGUCUCCCUUCCGCAAGUGAAGGUGUCGACUUCUCAUUUGCCUACUGAGACCCAAGGUGUGUCCUCCUUAAUUUCUUCUUUCAACACCUUCCCCAGCUACGCCUCGUAUUCCUCGUACAACAACAUACCCCUGAAAACCGUGGAUCACCAUCUGCAAGUGCAAGUACCUCACCCGUAUCAAGUACCGGUGACCAAGCAUGUCGCUGUUCCCGUUCCAGUUCCGCAUACCGUCGAAGUUCCUAAACCCUACUACGUCCGCGUGCCCCAGCCUGUUCAGGUCACCGUGGAUCGUCCGUACCCCGUAGAAGUGCCUCGUCCAGUGCCAUACCCCGUUCAUCAUUACGUAAAAACCAGCGUUCCAGUUGCUCAGUCAAUUAUUCAUCCAAUUGGUCAUCACGUGACGGUGGAUACCAAGGCUAAUCCAGUGCAGACCUUCUUCGACAAUUCUCAAUUGACGUUCCAAAACGUGUUGGGAAACCUACCGACUUUCUCAAGUCCUCUGGAGAGCUUCCAGAAUCCGUUCGAAAACUUCGAGUUGCCCUCUCUGCCUUUCAUACCAUCCUCCAUAUCCUCUAUAUCCACAAUACCAUUCCUACCGCAGCAACCUCAAUCCUCCCAAGUUAACGUGUUACCCUCUUCGACCAGCAGCGACUCAGUUACGGUUGAUAAUCCAGUGCUGAAGACUGAACCUAUUAAAGUCAAGCCCAUCGUCGUGCAACCGAGCAAACAAGCGUAUAAGCCCUCCACCGCGUGUGCUGGAUGUAUUGUUUCUUCUGCCACAAACAACAAGCAGGAAUAUGUGCAACCCACCGAUUCCAACGGUGGUUACAUAUACUAGAAUGUUUAUUUUGUAAUGAACGUUGAAUAAGCUACUGGAAUUUCUUAAUAGAAAUACAUAUUACACGGAAGGAUUAUUCAACAAUGA
This is a messenger RNA of Mycetomoellerius zeteki, 1411 nucleotides long. RefSeq names its product anti-sigma-I factor RsgI2. Lineage: Eukaryota; Metazoa; Arthropoda; Insecta; Hymenoptera; Formicidae. The record is from RefSeq and is a predicted model, not a curated record. The coding region runs from base 56 to 1324 and encodes 422 amino acids. The transcript has 6 exons.